AUGUGCUGCUCAAACCCGGCUCCGGCGGUCGCAGACGCAACGCCGGUGCUGCUGCGCACGUUCGUGAACGCGACGCUGGCGCCCGGCUCUGCGUGGUCGGCGCAGUGCGAGGCGUCGGGCUCCCCGGCGCCCGCCGUCUCCUGGGCGCUGGACGGCGCGCCGCUCGAGUCGUCGCCGGGCGGGGAGCGCGUCGCCGUCAGCAACCGCGUCACCGCCGACGGCGUCCUCAGCUACCUCAACGUGUCCGCCCUGGCGCCAGAGCACGGCGGCCGCUACGCCUGCUCCGCCACCAACGCCGUCGGCUCCGUCACGCACCAGGCGUACCUGCAUGUGAUUGGCCCACCGUAUAUCAAACCAAUGCACGACAAGAGAGUGGUUGCUGGAACGACUGUCACCUUCAACUGCUAUGUCACGGGGUACCCCAUCAGCAGCAUUUACUGGGAGAAAGAUGGAAGACCUCUUAUUGAUACUCACCGCCAAACGGUGUUUUCAAAUGGAACGCUUCUGAUCAGAGACAUCCGUAAAGUGGACGACGAGGGCGGGUACGUCUGCGUAGCCAGCAACCCAGAUGGAGACACCGCCAGAAGGAAGAUGAAUGUUCAAGUUAUGGAGGCGCCGGAGAUAGAUCCCAUAUUGGUCAAGUCUAACCUUCAGCGAGGAAUGAGAAUCCAUCUGACAUGUAUUAUCAGUAAAGGAGAUUUUCCAGUGUCCAUUCGUUGGCUAAAAGAUGGCAAGGCAAUUCCUCAUGGGCAAGGAAUCACAGAAAAGACAAUAGACGAUUACUCGAGUACACUGAGCUUCAACGGCCUCGCUGUGAAUCAUUCUGGAAAUUACACUUGUCAGGCGUCGAAUGCGGCAGCCAUCACGAACUACACGGUACCGAUAAUAGUAAAUGUACCUCCGUCGUGGCAAACAGAGCCCAACGACACAGAGGUAGUGCUUGGUAGCAGUCUUAUGGUGGACUGCGCAGCUGAUGGUUCUCCCAUGCCACGCAUUCAGUGGAAAAAGGAAUCACCAAUUCCUGUGUCUCCGUUCCAAGAUAUACACAGAACAGAAAAUUUCAAAGUUCUUGAGAAUGGCAGUCUGUGGAUACAAGCCGUCCUUCUAGAAGAUAAAGGCUAUUACGUCUGUGAAGCCAAUAGCGGUAUCGGAGUUACUCUCAAUAAGGGAAUCUACAUCACCGUACAUGUCCCAGCAAGGUUUUCCACAGCAUUUCACAAUGUUACUGCGAGAAAAGGCAGCACUGCAAUACUGGACUGCGUAGCUGACGGAGAUAAACCACUAGAAAUAAAAUGGCACCAUGCAAACCGCUUGCUUAAACCGGAUCACGUAAAAAUGGACGUGAAGGAAGAAAACCUGGAUUUGGGGCUUCGAUCAAAACUGACGAUAAAGCAUGUUCAUCGAGACGAUUCGGCUUUAUUCGGAUGCUUAGCCAGCAAUAAAUAUGGCAGUGACCGCAUGGAAUUCCAUCUGAUUGUUCAAGAAAAUCCAGAACCACCAUUUAACGUUCGUCUGAUUAACUUUUCGAGCAGAACAGCCAAUAUUAGCUGGGAGAUGCCUUAUGAUGGAAACAGCCCGAUACACACUUUCAUUAUACAGAUCAAAAAUGUUUCAGCGUUGCCCUUGCGCCACUAUCCGCCGUCGCCGCCGCUGCUGCUACUGUCUGCCUUCCGCUGUCUCACGCCGCCAUCUGCAGGCUCGGGCGUCUGUCUGCGCUGCGGCCGCUGUUUGUCGUCGCCGAUAUUGAUGUACCGCCUCUCGUCGCCUGCAACCCAGUGCUGCCCGCAGAGGCUGCUGCUACUGCUGGCUGCCUCUCGCCCCGUGGUCUGGGGCCUCGCGCUGCUGUCCUCUACACCUGCGCUGAUGCACCGCCUCUGCGCGCCGUCUGCGACCCCGCUCUGGCUACCGUGGCCGCAGGAUCCUCGCGCCGUCGACGCCCGUCGCCGCUUACCGAGAUGUCCUCCUAAACUUCAGGCGCCGUUUGGAGAAUUCAAUUCUAAAGUUCUCUUCAACACGUUCGUCGUCGAGGACGCUGGUUCUUGGGAGAAUAGUCGACGUGCAGCAGUGAGUGGCACUCAGAAGAAAGCUUCCGUCAUUGGGCUUCAUCCUGCUCACAGCUACCAGCUGCGGGUACUUGCAGAAAAUUCUGUUGGUGUAUCUAACGCAAGUGGCGUCGUGUCUGUUACGACAACAGAAGAAGUACCCGGUGGGCCACCCCGUGAUAUCCAAAUCAAAGUGAGAAAUUCGGAGGCCCUGCUUAUCACUUGGAAGCCGCCAGAAAUUCAUCUGCAACAUGGUGAAAUCACGGGGUACCAUGUCGGUUAUCGAGUGAGAAAUUCAACUGACUCUUUCCAUUUUAAGACCUACGAAGUAAUUCCAGGUACAGAUCUGCAAAUAACCUUGUCAAAUUUGCGCAAGUUCACCGAAUACAAUAUCGUCGUGCAAGCUUAUAACAGGGCUGGUGCAGGACCACGGAGUGAGGAAUAUAUUGCUUCAACUGACGAGGACGUUCCCGGAGCUCCUCCAACUGAUGUACAGUGCACUGCUUUAUCAGCGUAUAGCAUUCUGGUUCUGUGGUCACCACCUCCUACCAAGGAAAUAAAUGGCAUCCUAGUGGGCUACAGAGUUGUAUACCACGCACUUUCCAACUGGGAUGAUAUGAUCACCAUGGAUGAACAUACAACAAUAGAGAACAAGUUAGAACUUUUGGAUCUCGUUCCUUUCUGUAAUUAUAGCAUAGAAGUGAAAGCCUUCACACGAAAGGGGGAUGGAGUGCCUAGUCGUCCUAUCUUCUGCCGAACACAGGAAGAUGUUCCAGGAGAACCUGAAGACAUUAAGGCACUGGUUAUGGAUUCAAGAACAAUACUAUUGUCCUGGAGAGCUCCUAAAUAUCCGAACGGAAGAAUUAAGAAAUACAAAGUAUACAUGCGGUCCAUAGAUGGCGUUGGAUUGGACAGGGACCAGUACGAUUUGCCUUCAGAGCAGACCUACUACAGUAUAUCACAUUUGGAAACUCACCACAGAUACGAAUUUUGGGUAACUGCCUUCACUAUCGUCGGAGAGGGCAAACCAUCGAGACGAGUGGUACAGGCACCAACCAACCACGUUCCAGCCAGAAUUGCUUCAUUCAGUGAAUCGAUGACGGUGGCGUGGAAGGAAGAGCUUAGACUACCAUGCUUAACAGUGGGACAACCCGCUCCACUUUUACACUGGACUAAAAAUGGAAAAAAUGUCCAAGGAAACAGACAUGUACAGAUCAAUUCUGAGGGUACAGUUUAUAUCAGCUCCGUGCAGAGCACGGAUGCAGGAAACUAUUCUUGUUCAGCAGAAAACGUUUUCGGGAAGGAAGAAAUUGUAUAUUCCGUAUCUGUCCAAGAGAGCAGAAGCAAAGGCAUUCCAUCUGCUCCAACAGAUUUUCAAGCAGCUUCUCACUCUACAUCCACCAUCAGCCUGACAUGGCUGCCACCUCCAUCAAGAGGGAGUACUGUAAAAGGUUAUUAUCUACAUUUCAAAAGAGAAUUUGGUGAGUGGGAGAAGAUAAAGAUCCCUGCUCAUGAAUCACAUUUCACUUUAAAAAAUCUCCAGUGUGGUACCAGACAUCAGUUCUAUCUUCAAGCAUUUAAUCAGCUAGGUCAGAGUUCUCCAACCCCUACAAUAUCACAGCGGACUCAAGGUUCUGCUCCAGUAGCACCUAACAUUUUUGACCUCAUACAUGUCAAUUCAACCUCAAUUUCUCUAAAUGUUUCAUCAUGGGGUGAUGGUGGCUGCCCCAUUACAUCAUUUGUCGUGGAAUAUAAAUUGAAACAUGGAGUGGACUGGACAUUAGUGUCAAAUAAUGUCAAGUUUGACCAAACAGAAUUUUUGGUGCUUGACUUGAAUCCAGAGACAUGGUAUACACUCCGAAUGACUGCACAUAAUAGUGCUGGUUCAACUAUCUACAAAUAUGAUUUUGUAACUCUUACUCAUUCAGGAGCUAUUGUUGCUCCAGAGCUAAUUGUUCACUCUGGUUAUGGGCAAGGUAGUUUACUGAAUGAUUUAGGAAUAAUAAUACCAACAGUGGCUGCCUUAGUAAUCAUAGUUGUUUCUGGUGCUGGAUUUUUCUUGUACAUGAGGAAAAAACAGGAAAUGUUUCAAGCGAAUAAAUAUGGAGAGAAACCAUCAGAGAUAGGACUUGUACCUGAUGUUGGGAAGGUUGGAGGAUGUGAAUCGGAUACAACUGCGGGAGGCAGUAAUGGCUGUAGUGGAUUGAUGAGCUCAAGCCCACAUGAAUCAGUCUGCUUGCCCACACCAAUGCGUGUGUCAUUGGGACGCAGGCAAGAUAUUAGUCCAUAUGCAACUUUCCAGGUCCCCAAUUCCAUGGGGAGUGAAGGUGCAGUGGAAGGUGUCCCACUCACUAUGGACCAUUGCUCUCAGGGUCAGCCUCUGGAAGGAGUCAAUGUUGACAUAUACAAGUAUGGCAGCAGUGCAGAUUCUGUCUACACAAAAAUUUGUAAAACGUCACAGUAUGAUGAUGAUGCUGUGGACUGGAUCCCACUUCACAGUUUGUACAAAUCCCACAGGUACUGACAUUAAACUGUUUUGCGGCAAGCAGGCCUCUGUCUUCCAAACCAUUUCCUCCAUUUGCAUAAAAACAAAUGAGGAGGAGUUUAUGGAUUUAAUGGUCUACAAUACAUUCAAGUGCCUUUUUCUAAAAUUUUGUGAGUACAGUUUUCAAGUUGCCAGUCAAAAGAAAAUAUUUCCUCAGCUACACCUUAAGUGCCCACUGUGUACAAGUGCUUGAGGCUUCUGCACCCUCAAUGUUAUGCAGUACACUGAAGCACAAUAACUGGAAGAAUAAUGUGAGAAACAUAUACAUACAAAGGCUUAAAAAUAUGUGUCAAUUUCUCAGUGUUCCCUUCCAUUUGUAUGGCAUACAUUUCACAAUAAAUGCAUGUGGAAUAGCUGGAAAAUCCCUUUGCAAUAUUUGUUGCAUCAUUGUUGUGACUAUAUAAUACUACUCAUUAUUGUAUAAAUUUUUAUAAUUGAUUGUAGCAGUAUUUGUGUCACUGAGUUUUUGAAGAAGUUCUGUGCAGAUAUAUGCAAGAUAAUAUACCAAAAUACUGCAAUCCACAAGUAUUUAUUUUGGACAUAUUAAAUAAAUACUUCAGUAAGUGUACUUCAAUGGGGUAAAUAAUCACACAUCAUUAGUAUUUUAAGUUUUGAAUGCAACAGUGUUACCCUUGUUGUCAUGAAUGAAGUCAUGCUCACAGGAAGUUAACAGGUAUGCUGACAUUUAGAACAGGCCAUAAAGUCGCAGUGAUUAAAAACAAUAAGUAAAAUAUGUGAACUGAAGUUGGAACCUAUGGUAUUGUUUGUCAAGUAUUUGACAUAAGAAAUGCUCUUCUGUUUUGUAAACUUGUUACAUGAUGUAUGUCUGUUUAUCUCACCAG
Schistocerca nitens (vagrant locust) is the source of this 5429-nucleotide messenger RNA. Its product is annotated as Down syndrome cell adhesion molecule-like protein 1 homolog. The record is from RefSeq and is a predicted model, not a curated record. NCBI's taxonomy places the organism in Eukaryota, Metazoa, Arthropoda, Insecta, Orthoptera, Acrididae. Gene Ontology annotation, molecular function: protein binding. Gene Ontology annotation, biological process: axon guidance; cell-cell adhesion. The coding region runs from base 1 to 4566 and encodes 1521 amino acids. Gene Ontology annotation, cellular component: axon; plasma membrane. The transcript has 23 exons.